UAACACUGAGACGGCUAAUCCCGUUGUGCAGGCGGACCAACAUAUCCCACAAUCCUUUUAGGGUUAAAGAGAACAUCCGUGCUGGAGAUCUGGAUUACAGGCUUUUUAAUAACGAUGUCUGAUCACUGGAACAGGGGGCACGGCGCAGUUGAUGAUAUGCUGGAUGCAGAAAACAAACUCAUUGCUGAGAAUCUGGCAAAUAAAGUAUCCAGACUGAAGUCGUUGGCAUAUGAUAUUGAUAAGGAGGCUGAGGAACAGAACUCGUACUUGGAUGGCAUGGACACUAAUUUCCUCAGUGCAACCGGACUGUUAACAGGCAGUGUGAAGAGGUUUUCCACGAUGGUCCGCUCGGGCAGAGAUAACCGCAAGAUCCUGUGCUACGUGUCAGUCGGCCUGGUCCUGGUGUUUUUUGUCCUUUACUAUCUAGUACGAAGAAUACAGAACUGAUGUGCGUGCUUAAUUUUAUAUUUUUGUGCAUAAUUAAAUGUUUUCUCAAUUUUCUGAGAAAUAUAUACUCAUUUUUGGAAAUUCAGUACUUUGUUUAUACAAGGAAAGGUUUUCACUCUUCAGUCAUCUUCUAGGUAUAUUAAAGGUGAUUACAACUAAAAGCUUGUGGGUGUGUUUCCUGUUUAUCCUGUCUAAAGAUUACUAAUUGCUGUAGUGAUGUAAACAUGCUUUGAUUGCAAUAUAUUCCAGAAAUGUUGUAACAAAUGAAACAUUUUAAAUAUAUAUUUUGUAUUAUUGAAAAUGAAAACGCUUCAUAGCUGCACUUUUAAUAAUUGUCUAAUAUGUAACUUUAAAACAAUAUAAAUGCUGUAUCUAUAUUGUUAUUUCUAAUAUGUUUUCUUCUGUAUAAUAAAAACAUUUUGCAUUUA
This is a messenger RNA of Tachysurus vachellii, 875 nucleotides long. It is a transcript of the gene bet1l, whose product is annotated as Bet1 golgi vesicular membrane trafficking protein-like. The transcript is spliced from 5 exons. Bases 115 to 447 code for a protein of 110 amino acids. Gene Ontology annotation, biological process: regulation of retrograde vesicle-mediated transport, Golgi to ER; retrograde transport, endosome to Golgi. Gene Ontology annotation, molecular function: SNAP receptor activity. NCBI's taxonomy places the organism in Eukaryota, Metazoa, Chordata, Actinopteri, Siluriformes, Bagridae. Gene Ontology annotation, cellular component: Golgi trans cisterna; SNARE complex. The record is from RefSeq and is a predicted model, not a curated record.